Crotalus tigris (Tiger rattlesnake) is the source of this 5405-nucleotide messenger RNA. RefSeq names its product poly(ADP-ribose) polymerase family member 4 (gene PARP4). The transcript is spliced from 36 exons. The coding region runs from base 134 to 4579 and encodes 1481 amino acids. Gene Ontology annotation, molecular function: NAD+ poly-ADP-ribosyltransferase activity. Lineage: Eukaryota; Metazoa; Chordata; Lepidosauria; Squamata; Viperidae. The record is from RefSeq and is a predicted model, not a curated record.
GUUGAUUCGCAAUCCGGAACAAUUUUAUUGUGGCUUUGCUUCCAUAAAAGCUGGAUAUCAGCGCCCUCCCCUUCCCUUGAGGUAAGGAACCAGGAAGUCUUUGCUGAGCAAUUGGAAUAAAGCAGCCAGCAGGAUGACAAUUGCAACUUUUGCCAGGUGCAUAUUCUUUCUGAGAAUCAAAAAGUUAACAAUUCUAGAAAAGAACAGACUGAAGAAGUCCAUUAAGGAAAAUGGUGGGCAGAUUGCAUUUGGAUUAAAUCAAGAGUGCACUCAUGUUGUCACUGAUGAUGCUGAUGCACUCAGCCCCAGUCAUCUGAAAACCAUCCAGAAGUAUGAACUGCCUAUAGUAAAUGUUGAUUUCAUAUGGGAGUCAAUCAAAGAAAGAAGACUUCUACAAUGUGAGAACUAUGAGCUAUCCCAAUCAGUGCCCUGUGAAACAGGUACGGAGCCGACUUUAAUGAAUGGCGAUGACAGCCCUAAGGAAAACGAUGUUUCUGAGGAGAAUCACAAGCAUAAAUGGGAUGACAGCAGAAACUUAGAAAAACUAAGAUGGUAUUCAGAGAAUGAUGAAUAUGUUCCAUAUUUUCCUAAAGAGUUUGAGCUUGCAAAAUAUGACAUCCUUGAAAAGAUUGCAGCACAUGGUGAAUAUGUUGUUCUUGAAAUGCAAUGCUUUCAGCAGGAGUGCAGUUACCCAUUUUGUAUAAGAGCACAUUACAGCAUGCUGGAAGGACGCCCAAAACAAAAACGACUGAUGCCAGCUAAGACUUCUGAAGAAACUAGAAGACUCUAUGCCCUUUCUAUUCAGGAUUUAAAGAAGACGGGUUUUGAAUUAAGAAAAGACUUUCCAUAUCAAGCAGAAUAUUUAGUAUCAGAAAAAUUACAAGAGAUGCUUGUAGCAGAUGCAGUCAAUACCAUUGUUUUGUCUGAAAAAGUUGGUAGGUUUGUGGAACUUAUCUGGACCGAAGCAGUUGGACACCUGGAUGGUCUGCUAGAUAAACACGUAACAAUCAGCCUCAAUGAUGUGAGCAGAGCUGAAGGCAUUCUUCUUCAGGCAAAGAAGUCUUGGGAAGAAACAGCAUCUCUAACAGAGCUGUCCGCAGUCAUGUCAGAAUUCUAUAAAAUCAUACCCCACCAAAAUGUUUCGGAUGAUGAUGUUAGCAAAGAGUUGAUAUAUACUAAACGGGAUCUCUGUCAGCUGAUUAGAGACAUGCUGAAUAUUAGUGAAAUAAACAUGUCAAUUCUUAACCCAUCAUCCUUUUCUAAGUAUCGGGCUUUAAGAUGCAGGAUUGAUGCUCUAGAUGUGGAAAGUGAAGAGUUUAACAAUGUCAAACACUUGCUGGAACAAAACUCCAGUGAAAAUCUAAUACAGGUUUUGAAUAUAUAUAAAGUCAGCAGACCAACUGAAGAAAUGGUGUUUGAGGAAAAUCUUGGCAAUGUUCAAUCUUUAUUCCAUGGAUCGUCUGUUUGCAACUUUGUAGGAAUCCUCUCAAGAGGACUGCUUUUGCCAAAGGUAGCUGAAGAAUAUGCCUUAGAGAGAACAGAUUUUGGGUACUUGGGCAAUGGCAUUUAUUUCAGCAACUCUGUAAGAGCAAGCAUUAAAUACUCCCAGCCAUGUGAAACAGAUGGAACUCGACUGUUGCUCAUUUGUGAUGUAGCACUUGGAAAAUGUUGGAAGACUGAGGAAUACUGCUACUUUUCAAGGGAAGGACCACCAUUCGGUCAUGGUAGUGUGCAUGGAAUCCGUAGAACAGAAAAGAAUGAAACUAUUUUUGAGGAUGAUGAAUUUGCAGUGUACAGAACCAGUCAGGUCAAGAUCAAAUAUGUGGUUCAAUAUUCAUGUGUUAAUGACAAAAUUAAAGUAUUCCAACCAAUAAUUCAGACUGGAUUAGAAGACCUGAGCCUUUCAUUUGAAGAUGAUGACCAGUCUAAGGAUUAUACAGUACCAAGCUGUGAUCUAUUGAAUGAUAUUUCUGCUGGCCUACUGGACAGAGCUGGAAAUCGAAUUCCUCUUAAAGAUAUUCAAAUCAAAGGAAGAAUAAUAGACUUUAUAGCAGAGGUUGUGGUGUUUCAGACCUAUGAAAAUGAAACAGAGAGUCCCAUUGAGGCAAAAUAUGUCUUCCCUUUGGAUGACACAGCUGCUGUAUGUGGAUUUGAAGCAUUCAUUAAAGGAAAGCAUAUAAUAGGAGAGGUUAAAGAAAAGGAAAAAGCACAUCAAGAAUAUAGAGAGGCCAUCAGUCGAGGCGAUGGAGCUUAUAUGAUGGAUCAGGAUGCACCCGACAUUUUUACUGUUUCUGUUGGAAACUUGCCACCUUCAACAAAAGUGCUUAUCAAGAUCACCUACAUCACAGAGCUCAGUUAUGAGAAUGGAAAUCUGUGCUUUCACUUGCCAACUGCUGUAACUCCUUGGCAACAAGACAAAGCAUUACAUGAAAACACACAAGACUCAGUAAGGAAAAUUUGCAUUAGACAAACAGAAGCAAAAAGAGAGUUCAGUUUAGAAAUGUCCAUUGAAAUGCCCUUCAAAAUCAACAACAUUAGUAGUUGGACACACCCGCUUAAAAUAAAGAAAACUGAUUGCAAAGCAAUGGUUUCUACUACUGAAGGCAGUUUCUUGGACACUAGUGGCUUUUCAAUGGAAAUCCUGAUUGGGGAUGUAUAUUUGCCCAGAAUGUGGGUCGAAAAACAUCCAGAUGGAAAUAGCGAGGCCUGUAUGCUUGUAUUUCAACCAGAGUUUGAAGUUCCAUUUGAUCAUUUAAGCAUCCACGGUGAAGCUGUUAUUUGCCUAGAUUGCUCCAAUUCCAUGGCAGGUUCAACAAUCCAGCAAGCCAAGGAGAUUGCAUUACAUGCUCUAAACUCAUGUCAUUUGACAAGAAAAAUAAGUGUAUUCAAAUUUGGGACAAAUUUUGUAGAAGUUUGUUCCAAUCUUGAUGAUUCUCCAAUGGAUUUCACAGCUUUGAAAGAAUUUAUUACAUCAGCCACAGCUACAAUGGGAGAGUCAAACUUAUGGAAGGUACUGCGUUAUCUGAGUUUGCUUUACCCUAGUAAAAGCAAGCGCAAUAUUAUUCUUAUAUCUGAUGGACAUAUUCAGAACGAAGGCAUGACCCUGCAGAUUAUGAAGAAAAAUGCACUGCAUACCAGAAUAUUCACAUGUGGAAUGGGUCCUACAGCAAAUUGUCACAUGCUGAGAUCUUUAUCCCACUAUGGAGCUGGAGCUUUUGAAUAUUUUGAUGUGAAGUCAAAAUAUAACUGGGAGAGAAAGGUAAAAAGCCAGACAACUAGAAUGUUUUCUCCACAGUGCAGUUCUAUUCUCAUUGAAUGGCAGACUUAUAGUACACAAAAUCCUAAACUUAGUUGUACCCCUGCUCAGAUACAUGCUCUAUUUAACCAUGAGCGUCUUCUAGUCUAUGGAUUUAUCCUCAAUUGCACACAGGCCAUUUUAAAGGCACAAGUAGAUAAUCAAAAAUUGUAUACACUGGUGUCUACAACUGAACUGCAGAAGACCACAGGAACUAUGCUCCAUAAACUUGCAGCAAGAGCCUUUAUUAGAGAGUAUGAACGAGGAAUGCUCGAUGAGAAUGAAACAGAACAUGAGAUGAAAAGAGAACAGCUGAAGUCCGACAUCAUUGAGCUCAGCCUGAAGAACUCCAUUGUGACCCAGUUUACAAGCUUUGUGGCAAUUGAAAAAAGGGAGGGAGAUGAAGAUCAAAGGGGUGAUAUUUUACAUCACUUGGAGCCCGUAGCUAAACAUGAUGUCGAUAUUUUACCCUGUAUGGAAUAUUUAAUAGGAGAGCCUCUGGACAAUGACAGUACGAUACUUGGCUUCUGCGCCAUGCCUGCCAAUUACUGUUAUUCUGCAGAUGGUACUUUAGACCCUGAUUUUCAAGUGCAGGAAAUGUCUGUAGACUUGUGCGAGUUAAGCAGGAAAGAAAUUGCUUUUGGACAACCUCGCAGACCCCCUGUUUCUAAGCAACUGCUUACCUUUCAACCAGAAGGAGAAAUAUUAAAACCAGUAAAAAAAGUGAAGAGAUCUGCUUCUUAUAAAAGAAAGACAAAAGCUUCUGAAACAAAAUUAAAGGUGACUCAUUAUGCAGCUAAUUCUUCAGAAGAGAAUUCAUGCCAGCUGACUAUGAAUUUGCAGGAUAGAGUUCCCAGAUCAUUUAGGGUGUUGACCUUAAGUUCUGUUGACUGGCCUCAGCUCUUCAAGCUUCAAAAUCAGGAUGGAUUUUGGCAACUUACAUCUGAGCUUGGGAUGCUUUUAGAUCUUGAUGUGCAUCAUUUAAUUAAUGUUUCACUUGCAAAAAAUGGAAUUCAAUCACUUGGUCCAAAAGGAAAAGAGAGGCUGUUGCAGCUGAUUGCUACCCUUCUAGUGCUCCAAGCUAUAUAUUUCAAACAACUGGAAGGUCUUAUCUUCAAAUCUCUAAUGAGACUGAAAGACUCUCCUCCAUCAUGGGCACUUAGUCCAGUAAGGAAAGCUAUUGAGUGGGCAAACAGAACUAACCGUGAAUUUCCAGGUAUUUGCCAGCGUCUUCAGCUUGGAAAAGACUGGGAUGAUGCCACUAAAAAGCUCCUGGGCAUUUAAAUAACGAACACAACAUACUUCAUGGUUCUCCUUCUGUUAAAAAUUGAACACUACUAAGUUUGCUCUUCUCUUAGUAAUGAAAAUGACUCACAGUAAAAGCACACUAUCGUUGAUUUCCUUAUUUAAGAUUAUAAUUAUGCUGAGGUUCAACUUAGUAUUUUUUUUUUUUGUUCUCUUUAUAUAUUUCAUUAUGUGUGCAGGUUGUAAUCAAGAAUACUGUUGUUUUAACCAGUCAGGUUGGUGACUUUAUAAGCACGUGCUCUACAUGCUGUCCUGUCAAGCACAGCUUCUUUCAGUUGUUGGAUGUUUAUCUUUGUAUAGUUCUUCUGUUAUCAAGCCAGCGUGUUUUUUGUCUCUUUGUUCCACUAACCCAGGGAUAGGCAACCUCGGCUCUUUUAUGACUCAUGGACUUCAACUCCCAAAAUUCCUGAGUCAGCUAUGGAGUUGAAGUCCAUGAGUCAUAAAAGAGCCAAGGUUGCCUACCCCUGCACUAAUCAUUCCUAGCUAGCAUCAUUGAUUUCUCCAAUGAAUUAGGUUAGGGUUAGCCAAAGUAAAUCAGACAUUGUCUUGUGAUUUUGGUUUCUAAUGAUGUGUCUGAUUUUAUAUGAGCAAUAAAGAAUAUACUUGUAUAAAUAAUAUGCAUGUAUUCUAGAAAUACUAUUGAAACAACAUUAUUUUUCUUCUUCCUCUCACCCUCUAAAUACAGUUAUUUUGUAUAGUUUUGGAAAUAUUGUUUCCUUUGUCAAAAAAGAGUUUGAAAUUUUGGUUUCUUGUAGGCACAAUUGAUUUAAUAAAAAUCAAGUGAUUGAUACAAUUGAAAAAGAAA